Messenger RNA from Setaria italica (foxtail millet), 753 nucleotides. RefSeq lists its product as uncharacterized. The transcript is spliced from 2 exons. The record is from RefSeq and is a predicted model, not a curated record. Lineage: Eukaryota; Viridiplantae; Streptophyta; Magnoliopsida; Poales; Poaceae. Bases 154 to 396 code for a protein of 80 amino acids.
CUCGGGGAUAGCGAGAGGACUCACCAGUCGCAGCUCAAACAGCAGAGCAGAUCGUAUAGCUCAGUAGCUCGUAGCAUCAGCGGCUGCUACAGAGCGUUAAGCACACAGCUCUGCAACUCCCUCAACCAACUGUUACGAUUAGCUAGCUCCCAUAUGGCCAGCUACUUCGUCGCGCAGCUCAAGGACAUGUUCUUCGGGCUCGUCGAUCGCGUCACGGGCUAUGGCUGGAGCGAAAGCCAGGAUGGUGCAGGUGCACAAGAUGAACCCACCAAGUUGGCAUCUGCAGAGGUCUCUCCGACUGAAGAGGAGGUGACUGUGGUACAGAACAUUCAGAUCAGACCAAGGAGCAGCGCGGAUCCAUUCGUGUCAGGUGGCACGAAGCCUCAGGUUAACUGACAUGAUCAAGGGACCUAUAGAGAUUAGUCGCAGUCGCAGACUGACUCUAUACGGUGUGCUUGCAUGCUUACAUGGCCUUAGAAGGAGAUGUCCGCUGGUGUUUUUAACUUUUCAAGCAAGGAUGUGUAUCACAGUCCUUUUUCCGUUAUGUAUUUUGAUCAGAGCGUGUUCGACCUCUUAGUUUGUAACCUCUGUAUGAGUGUGUGAGCUUGUUGUCAACUUGUCAUGUUUUGUUGGCUCAUGGUCGAGCUUGGUAUUAGGUUCUCAUUGUCUGUAUCAUGCAUGUUUGUUGAUCAAACUUGCAGUGUUCGUUCCUAAAGCAUGCAUUAAUCAGUUCGGUCCUUCCUUCAGUUUAAA